GUCGACGUAGGUUAAGGAUCACAAGGCGUAUUGGGGAAGUGGUGGAGGUGCUAACUGGCGGCCUUUAAUUGGCCUGUGCGCCCCUGCUAGCGCGAUCUGGUGAGCUCAUGAAUGGGAGAUCUGAGGCGGCCGCGCAGUCGGAUGCAGCUCGUCCUACCACAAAAAGCUGUCCGACAAAGCAACCACGCCAUACAUUCCCAUCCACUGUUCAACCAUGGCGUCUUCAUCCGUCUGCAACUCCUGUCUCCGCACCCUACGGCAGCAACUACGACAGCAACUCCACCAUCAGCAAACAUUGCGCCCAGUUCAGCAACAUAGUGCCAUCCGAACCGUUUCCUCAGCCACCCGACUUCGCGCGGAUGAGAAGAAAGCGACUCGCAAUGCUAAGCCAUCAGGCUCAUCUCAACCACCACCAACCCUCCCUCUUCCCAAGAACCUAGCCUCGACCCUCCGCAACUCCCCCGUCCUCCGCGGGACGACGGAACCCUACAUCGCCUACGGCAGCACCGAAGAUCUCUUCCGCGCCUGCGCCGCGCAAUGCAGCUAUACCGUGCCCUCCGUCAUGCAGAAACCGGCGCAACCUCCUCCCAAGAACGCCGCGGGAGAAGACGUGGGAGAAGGCGAAGGCUGGUGGCUCACACCUCGUGCGCAAGGCGGUCUGGAGUUAGAUGUGACGUUCAACUCCUGGGCGCAGGUCAUGAUGUUGCAUAUGUAUAUGCUUACGGUCCGGUUACGGUGCUUUCCGCGCGAGCAUGCAGGGAUAUGGCAUCAGAGUCUGCUCGAUCACUUCUUCUAUGCGGCGGAGGACCGGAUGGCGGUGUGGCACGGUAUGGCGGCGAGAGGAAUACGCAAUCGCUAUCUCAAGGAUCUGUGGCUGCAGUGGAGAGGGUUGCUGUUGAGUUACGAUGAAGGCUUGAUUAAGGGCGAUGCGGUUCUGGCUACGGCAGUUUGGAGGAACCUGUUCAAGGCGAGCGAUGACGUGGACGUACGCGAUGUCGCGCUGGUGACGGCGUAUGUGAGACGAGAACUGGCGCGGCUCGGAGAGCUGGAUGACGAGGUGCUGUCGGAAGGGCGUGUUAAGUUUGGCAGUCCGGAGUCGGUGCGGAGUUUGUUGGAUAAGCAGAGUACGUGGAUGCACAAAAGCUUUACGGCUGAGGAUGCGAAGGGGCUAGAGGACGCGCGCUCUUAGGGGCGUGAAAAGUUGUAAGGUAAUAGGUGUACAGUAACGCUGUAAGAUAAAUCAACGCCAUUUCCCAGGGU
Baudoinia panamericana UAMH 10762 is the source of this 1260-nucleotide messenger RNA. RefSeq lists its product as uncharacterized. Gene Ontology annotation, cellular component: mitochondrion. The transcript has a single exon. Bases 215 to 1189 code for a protein of 324 amino acids. NCBI's taxonomy places the organism in Eukaryota, Fungi, Ascomycota, Dothideomycetes, Mycosphaerellales, Teratosphaeriaceae. The record is from RefSeq and is a predicted model, not a curated record. Gene Ontology annotation, biological process: mitochondrial respiratory chain complex III assembly.